Messenger RNA from Phanerochaete carnosa HHB-10118-sp, 895 nucleotides. RefSeq lists its product as uncharacterized. Bases 146 to 628 code for a protein of 160 amino acids. The record is from RefSeq and is a predicted model, not a curated record. The transcript is spliced from 6 exons. Lineage: Eukaryota; Fungi; Basidiomycota; Agaricomycetes; Polyporales; Phanerochaetaceae.
CCCCCCGCGAAGCUGGCAACGAGGAUUCGGUACUUAAGUACUUAAGACCCGCCAUCUCGACGUGACUUUCGUGCCCCAAGCGGCUGCCUUCUAUAUCAAUCCUGACGCUCGCCUGUCCACCUUUCCCUUAGUUCUUACGCCCACCAUGCUAUCCCUGCAACCUCAGGCUAUCCCCCAGCGUGCGCACGUCGCUCUCCAUGUUGAGGACCGCGAUCGGCCAAAGGAUAUCCAGCUCAACGAGCUGGGAGACUUGCAGGACGCCGUGGAACCGUUCGCCAAGCUGAUCAGCCGUUUUGGACAAUCCGUGCGACUUCACUGCACCGUGCCGACGACCAUCCCAUCGUGUGACACCUUCGUCGAUGCCCAAGACUUGCACGACCUUCGAACGCGGUCGCUCGUUUUUGUCCACAACUUGGUGGAGGCUCUGCGAUCCCAAGGGACUCCCGCGUCUUACCGCCUCCAGCCAUCGAGCUGCCCUCUGUGUGUGGUCUGUGCCUUACCAGCGGACAGUGAUGCCAACAAAGUCAAAGCAGCCGCCCUCGCGGCUGUUGAAAAUGCGCACUUGCAAUUGAGCCAAAAAGCUUUGCUUGCCGAUCUCGAAGACGGCCUUGCGCUUGUUAUCACAUAAUAUUAUUUCAGACGUCUCGGAUUCCUCUCAUCGCUAUUCCCAUCUUUUUGACUUCCCUUUGCAUCUGUAUACUCUGCACGUCACGUUCAUGGUUCCUUCUCUACGUACUUGCUCUUUCUCCUCUUAAUCAGUAUCAUGGACUCUCAAUGGCAUGUUUAUAUUCUGUCUCUGUCUAGACAGCCAUUGUUUCUGGAACGUCUACAAACUUGCGCCUAAGCGAUCGUUGUCGAGUCUAACUCAAGCUCAUCAUCGCAUACUUCGCCCCUG